Molecule: messenger RNA, 3001 nt
Organism: Pyricularia grisea
Lineage: Eukaryota; Fungi; Ascomycota; Sordariomycetes; Magnaporthales; Pyriculariaceae
Exons: 6
Coding region: 947-2680 (577 amino acids)
Biological process (GO): amino acid transmembrane transport
Cellular component (GO): membrane
Molecular function (GO): amino acid transmembrane transporter activity
Source: RefSeq, a predicted model, not a curated record
GGAUCGUCACCAGGGGUGGCAAUCCUUUUCUCUUGCCUCGAUUAUGGCCAGGCCUCUCGGAUACGAUCCAGUUCCUAUCUCUCGGACACGCCGUUGACAAGACAAGACAAUAUGUCGAUACCUUUCUUGUCGAACUUCCUCUAGCCAGUGGGAUGACUUUCUCCAUUGUCUACGACUCGGGCGACCUUGCAUACCAUGGCCGUUCUGACAAGACGGUAAGACGGGCAUAGAUACGCGCCCUCGAUGAUUGACCUGGUUUACUUGGGAGCUGAUUCUGUAUCCCUCGCGACUACUGUAAUUGGUUCGCAGUUGGGUGGUAUGCCUACCUACCAAGCCCUACCUAGGUACCUAGCUACCCUCCUUCGUCUGUUGUCCUUAUCCAGACGUUGCCUUGAAGCCCCCCUUCCUCCCACAAGUCCAGGCGUCUUGGCGACAGCAGUAUUAUGCCAUUUUUCAUUGAUGCCCCCCAAAAGGCCCCUUUCGUCGCCCCAUCACCCAGCUCGGAGGGUUGCCCCAAAAAUGGACUGCCAAGAAGGCUUGUGGUGCGGCCAGGGUUGGGUCCCCAGAUGGCAAGCAUUUGGCACUGAUAACUGGCCUUCCAAUUUUCCCCCUUCCGCCUCCAUCGCCACGGUGCAUGGGACAGGGUCGUCUCGCAUGCACAGUAAAACGGUUUGUUUCUCGAGUGCUUCCACCCCCGGGUACCGCGAUCGACAGGAUUUAAUAAGACCUGCCGCUCCCCGUCCCGUUCCCCUCUCCUGGACUUUCCUCUCUUUCUUCCUCACCCGCUCGCCACCCCUUCGUCUUUCCUUUUUGGCAUCGCAGCCUUAUCCCUAGCGGAUUGCGACAAACCCGGCCCAUUUGUUUGUGCCCUUUACAUUCCUUUUGUUGUCUUUCUCAUCCCCAAGGAGACACGAAAAAAAAAGAGACAACAAGGCUCGGAGAGGACAUGGCGUCCAAGCUCGAUAUGGCGGACGAGAAGGGUACCGCCGGUGCUGGUACCCUUCCCACUUACGGUGGAUCCCCCGACGCGUCUCACCAGGACGUCGCUUUCGACAAUCGCGAGGAGAACUUUUACACCCGCAACGGUCUCAACUUGGAGUCCUUCAAGUGCCGUAGCUAUGGCCAGGGCCUCGUGGAGCUUGACCGCACCAUGAAGAAGCGCCACUUGCACAUGAUUGCAAUUGGUGGCUCGAUUGGUGCUGGUUUCUUCGUCGGUUCCGGUUCUGCCUUUGCCAAGGGUGGUCCCGGUGCCGUGUUCAUUGACUUCGCCAUCAUCGGAGUCAUGAUGUUCAACGUCGUCUACGCUCUUGGUGAACUCGCUGUCAUGUAUCCUGUUUCUGGUGGUUUCUACACGUACUCGGUCCGCUUCAUUGAUCCUUCAUGGGGUUUCGCCAUGGGCUGGAACUACGUUUUCCAAUGGGCUGUUGUGCUUCCUCUCGAACUUACUGUUUGCGGUUUGACAUUGAACUACUGGGAAGGAACAAAAGCCGUGCCCCUGUGGGCUUGGAUCCUCAUCUGGUGGUUUGCCAUUAUCAUAAUCAACAUCUUCGGCACUCUUGGUUACGCUGAGGAAGAAUUCUGGUCCUCGUGCUUGAAGCUCACGGCUAUCGUCAUCUUCAUGAUCAUCGCUUUCGUUCUCGUGCUUGGUGGUGGCCCCAAGGGAGGCAAAUACGACUCGUACUGGGGCGCAAGACACUGGUACGAACCCGGUGCGUUCCAGAACGGAUUCAAGGGCUUCUGCGCUGUCUUCGUUACUGCUGCCUUCUCUUUCUCGGGAACUGAGCUGGUCGGUCUCGCCGCCGCCGAGUCUGCCAACCCCGCCAAGGCCCUUCCUGGUGCCAUCAAGCAGGUCUUCUGGCGUAUCACCCUCUUCUACAUCCUCGGUCUGUUCUUCGUCGGACUCCUGGUCUCUUCCACCGACGAGAGGCUCCUGAGCUCCAACCCGUACGCCGAAGGUACUUCGCCCUUCGUCAUUGCUGCCAAGGACGCCGGCCUUAUCGGAUUCGACCACUUCAUGAACGUCAUCAUCCUGGUUUCCGUCCUGUCCAUCGGUGUUUCUUGUGUGUACGGAGGCUCGCGUACCCUUACCGCUCUUGCCCAGCAGGGCUACGCCCCCAAGGUCUUCACCUACGUUGACAAAUCUGGUCGCCCCCUGGCCUCCGUUUUCGUCAUCAUCGCUUGCGGUGCCCUGGCUUUCCUUAACCUGGAUGCUGGUGCCGAAAAGGUUUUCAGCUGGCUCCUUUCGCUUUCCGGUCUGGCCGCCCUCUUCACCUGGGGCUCCAUCUGCUUGGCCCACAUCCGUUUCCGUCAGGCCUGGAAGGCCCAGGGCCACACCCUCGACGAGAUUCCUUUCCAGGCUGCCCUCGGUGUCACCGGCUCCUGGAUUGGUCUUGUUCUUUGCGUUCUCGUCUUGAUUGCCACUUUCUACUCGGCCCUCUUCCCCUACAACAAGCCCGGUGUCGGUACUGCAGAGUCCUUCUUCGCGGAGUGGCUCUCGGUCCCCGUCAUCCUGUUCUUCUGGGCCUGUGGUUACAUCUGGAAGCGUGAGGGUGGCCUCAAGCUGUCGCAAAUCGACGUCGACACUGGACGUCGUGAGCACGACUGGGACAUGAUCAACGCCUACAAGGCUGAGGUUGCUGCCAUGCCCUCAUGGAAGCGUUUCAUCAAGAAGGUCUUCUAAAUUACUGGUUUAGUUGCUUUAUUUCUUUUAAUGUGGGAUUUCUCAAGCCUCUUACAUCAAGAUUGCUCUUUGAUAAUCUGGGUGAAAGGAGGCUGGGGAUGUCCUGUCCCUCGCAGCAACUCUCUCUCUCACUCUAAUGCAGCAAGUUGCGCCUUCUUUUGUUUCUCCCACGAGGAGCCUAGGAGGUUUAGUAGCUUCUGCCAUCUAGAUAAUAAUUCUCGCGCGGGCUCUUCACGCACCAACGAUAUCCUGUCUCUUUAUUUUCUAGCCUGGACUUAUACACUAUACCAAAUUCAUCUUUCCAGCAAAAAAUUGUGAUAC